Homalodisca vitripennis (glassy-winged sharpshooter) is the source of this 1677-nucleotide messenger RNA. RefSeq names its product thiamin pyrophosphokinase 1. Gene Ontology annotation, molecular function: thiamine binding; ATP binding; thiamine diphosphokinase activity. Lineage: Eukaryota; Metazoa; Arthropoda; Insecta; Hemiptera; Cicadellidae. Gene Ontology annotation, biological process: thiamine diphosphate biosynthetic process; thiamine metabolic process. The record is from RefSeq and is a predicted model, not a curated record.
GUUAUUGUUAUUAUUGGGCGUGGCCGCACGUGACUUAGGGAAGGAAGGAAAAGGAAGAGAUACAGCUGGGCUAUUUUGGAACAUUUAAAUAAUUAUUUCCAUCUCAAUAUUUUUUCUUCUAAUAAAAAUAUAAUAUUUGCUUAUUUCUUGUACAUUCCCACCUGUUUUUGGUUUGCACUGAGAAUAACAGUUGCUAACUAACCUAUCUUAACCUAUAUUUUAAUUACAUCAGAUUUGUAUCUGACGUUUCAGGAAACAUUACAUAAUUUGAAUCUAUCAGGUUUUUCUUAUAAGUUUUAUUGUAGAAAGGGACCAAUUAGACCUGCAGUAUUCUUGAAAGUUAAUGAGAAGGGACUGGACAACUCUCUAAGCUGAAAAAGAAGUCAACUGUUAUAAUUAAUAAUAUCCAACAUGGUGGUAACUGUUUGGAAAGUACCAAAACUAUUUAAUGGACAUAUAAACGAUGUCAUUGGACGCUUUGCCGUCUUGAUUCUCAAUCGCCCCAUCAAUAUUCCUGCCAAAUAUGUUGUUGAACUUUGGAACAAAGCUUGUUUACGAGCAACAGCCGAUGGGGGAACAGACAGGUGGUACAAGUUCGUCUCACUGUUAAAGUGCCAAUCUGAACUUAAGCAGAUGCAUCCAGAUUUCGUUUCUGGAGACUUUGACUCAAUUAAACCAGAUACUCUUGCAAAGUGCAAAGAGAAUGGUGUCACUGUAAUACCUACUCCAGAUCAGGACAAAACUGACUUCACUAAAGCCUUGGAGGAGAUAGUGAAAGUCACUAGGAAUGAACUUGACAGUGUUAUCGUAAUAGUAGAAGAUUCAGGACGACUCGACCACAUCAUGUCUAAUCUAAAUACUUUGUAUACCACAUCAGAAAUAUUUGGCAACAGUUGUGUCAGACUGUACCUGUUCAGUACGGAGACUUUGACGUGGCUACUGCCUGCUGGGUCACACGAGAUACAAGUGCCACUGUCAUUCGUACAGUGUGAGGCCAAGUGUGGGCUCAUACCACUCGGGAGCUCGUGUGUUGUAUCUUCCACCGGGCUUAAGUGGAAUCUUGAAAAAGACAAGAUGGAGUUUGGAGGCUUGAUAAGUUCCUGCAAUACGUACAGCAAGACCUGCAAUGGCAUUGUUACCAUUGAGACUGACAACCCGCUCCUAUGGACCAUGAGCUUGGUAAUGGCAAACAACUGAUGGGAUAACAUACAUUCUGGAACAAUACAAUCACAUGAGAACAACGUCGCAUUAGCCAGACAAAAAUGUAAGUUCGUCAUGGUUUAUCUAGUAGUUGUCAGAUAAGAAGCUGGAGUUACAGUAGCACAAUAUUCACAAUGUCGACAAUAUUUGGUGAAGAUCAUUAAAACGUCCAGUAAAGGGUACUGAGGAGAAAGAUGAUUGGCACUUUCUACAAUCAGAUUAUCAAAGAGGAUAGGCUACAUGCCAUUAAUGCUAAAAAGUAAAAGCAAAACAUGUUAUUUUAUUUUCAGUAUUUCAAUUAGAUAUUUAUUAUAAUUUGAAAUAGUGAAUCAAGGAUGUUAACUAUUUUUUUUACUUCAACAUAGCCUAAGUGGCUAUCUAAUUUAUAUCUACAGUAUUUGUGAGGAAUUUUUAGUUUGCUUACUCUUUAUUUUAGAAUUAUUAUUAUUAUUUCUUUAAUAAAAUAUUAUAACUAAA